AUGAAGAGCCCGGGGUGCAUCAAAGACGUUCAAAGGUUGACAGGGAGGCUCACCGCGCUAUCACGGUUCCUCGGGGCGUCGGCUGCCAGGGCGCUACCAUUCUUUAACCUAAUGAAAAAAGGGAUAGCAUUUGAAUGGACCCCGGCGUGCGAAGAAGCAUUCAAGCAUUUCAAAGAGAUUCUUGCAACACCACCCAUUCUUGGGAAGCCUAAGGUCGGAGAACCACUAUACCUGUACUUAGCCAUAACGGAUGAAGCGAUGGCGGCGAUUUUAGUGCGAGAACAAGGGAAGAUCCAACAACCAAUUUACUUUAUGAUCAAAGCGCUGCAAGGAGCAGAAUUGAGAUACAGCAAAUUAGAGAAGUUGGCACUUGCGCUCCUGACCUCUUCCCGUAGAUUACGACAAUACUUCAAGGGUCAUCAAGUGGUCGUAAGGACAGACCAGGGAAUCCGCCAGGUACUCCAGAAACCCGACUUAGCGGGAAGAAUGAUGACUUGGGCUAUCGAGCUAUCCCAGUAUGACUUGCAGUAUGAAUCCAGGCAUGCGAUUAAGGCGCAGGCCAUGGCCGAUUUCUUGGUAGAAGUAACGGGGGACCCAACCGAGGCAACGAACAUACGGUGGAAGCUCCACGUGGACGGGGCCUCAAACCAAACGUUCGGAGGUGCCGGGAUCAUCCUGGAAAGCCCAGCCAGAGUCAUAUAUGAACAGUCGAUCAAGUUCGAGUUUCCGGUGUCAAACAAUCAAGCGGAGUACGAGGCCCUUCUGGGCGGCUUAAUCCUGGCCAGGGAGGUCGGAGCCACAAGGCUAGAGGUGUGCAGUGACUCGCAGGUUGUUACCUCUCAGGUCAAUAGGACCUACCAGGCUAGAUAUUCACUGUUACAGAAGUAUCUGGAGAAGGUCAAAGAGUUGAGCAAUCAAUUCGAGGAGGUCACGAUCCAACACGUUCCGAGGGAAAGGAACACACGGGCAGACCUCCUGUCCAAGCUAGCAAGCACAAAACCAGGGGCCGGCAACCGGUCUCUCAUUCAAGGUUUGGUAAAGGAACAAUCUGUGGUCCUGCAAUUGACUCAAUCAGAACCCUCUUGGAUGAACCCGAUCAUUGAUUUUCUGGAGAAGGCAAGGCUCCCCAGUGACGACAAGCUGGCCAAAACGAUAAGGUGGGAAGCGGCCAAGUAUGCAAUCAUACAGGGCCAGUUGUUUAAAAAAGAAAUCAGCCAACCCUUGUUGAAAUGCCUGCAUCCCGACCAAACAGACUAUGUGCUCAGAGAGGUCCAUGAGGGGUGCUGUGAUCACCAUAUCGGGGGCAAAGCUUUAGCAAGAAAGCUCAUCAGAGCAGGGUAUUACUGCCCAUUGAUGAUGAGGACUCCAAAGAAUUCGUAA
Messenger RNA from Arachis ipaensis, 1380 nucleotides. RefSeq lists its product as uncharacterized. Gene Ontology annotation, molecular function: RNA-DNA hybrid ribonuclease activity; nucleic acid binding. Lineage: Eukaryota; Viridiplantae; Streptophyta; Magnoliopsida; Fabales; Fabaceae. The record is from RefSeq and is a predicted model, not a curated record.